ACAUAUUAAUGUUUUACUCUUUGUCACUAUUAUAUAAUCGAAUUUAAAAGUUAAACAAACUAUUAUUUUCUUAAAUAACCAAUAUUUGCAGCGAGAGCUGGCUGUUUCCUCACAUGAGAUACUUGCUGCCAGAAGGGAUCACGCUGCACGUAAUCCAUUUCCUCUUCCUGAAGUGUCUUCGGACUCAGCUACAACGUCAAUUAAAGGUCAUCAAGAUAGUAAUAUAUGUGGAAGUGAAGCAAUACAGAGGUCAGAUGAUAUCACCAUUGACAGCACAGCCUCUGUUAAGUGUCGACGACGAGGCAAAUGUCCUGUUUUAAUGGACACUGAUCAGAAAUCCGACGAUAGUGCUACUUCCAAGGGUCGUAAGCAACCAACCGAAAGCCAAGUGUUCUCUGGGAAAACCGUUCCACGUAAACAUUGUAUAGUCUCGCCAAGUGUAUCAGAGGAAGGAGAUGAAGAAUCAGAGCCCAAGAAGCAGCAUGUAGAAACAUUUGCCAAGGAGCUUGUGAUGACAUCGGACGAAGCUUCUUUCAAGAACCGGCGUCUCCCAAAGGGUUACUUUUAUGUUCCCGUUGAUUGUCUGCAAGAAGACAAGCUGGGCAACAAGAAGGCGGAUUCAUCUGAUAAGCCAAUCAACCAAACUGUGCCUUACGGUGAGUGUGAGAUUUGAGAGAAAAGAAGAAAAAGGCUCAUUUUAGAUUCUGUUUGACCUUUUAUAAAGAGGUAGUAUCAGUCAGUUGAUUAUGUUUGUAUACAGCAGCUUACGUAAUAGGGUAGAGCAGAAGUGUAAAUAUUCUUCAAUUUUUUCUAAAAUUUCUUUAGUUAUGCAUACUAAAUUAAA
This is a messenger RNA of Raphanus sativus (radish), 844 nucleotides long. RefSeq lists its product as uncharacterized. The transcript has 2 exons. NCBI's taxonomy places the organism in Eukaryota, Viridiplantae, Streptophyta, Magnoliopsida, Brassicales, Brassicaceae. The record is from RefSeq and is a predicted model, not a curated record. Bases 320 to 673 code for a protein of 117 amino acids.